Chionomys nivalis (European snow vole) is the source of this 210-nucleotide messenger RNA. RefSeq names its product 40S ribosomal protein S28-like. The coding region runs from base 1 to 210 and encodes 69 amino acids. Lineage: Eukaryota; Metazoa; Chordata; Mammalia; Rodentia; Cricetidae. Gene Ontology annotation, cellular component: cytosolic small ribosomal subunit; ribosome. Gene Ontology annotation, molecular function: structural constituent of ribosome. Gene Ontology annotation, biological process: maturation of SSU-rRNA; translation; ribosomal small subunit assembly. The record is from RefSeq and is a predicted model, not a curated record. The transcript has a single exon.
AUGGACACGAGUCGCGUGCAGCCCAUCAAGCUCGCUAGGGUAACCGAAGUGCUGGGCAGGACGGGUUCGCAGGGACAGUGCACGCAGGUGCGUGUGGAGUUUAUGGAUGACACCAGCCGCUCCAUCAUCCGAAACGUCAAAGGUCCCGUUCGAGAGGGAGAUGUGCUCACCCUAUUGGAGUCAGAAAGAGAGGGUCGGAGGUUGCGCUGA